UACCUAUCGGUAUGCCUAAUUUUAAGAACAUUAUGAUCAUGUAAUUACGCCGGAUUUGUCUCUCAACAGAGGUUAAGUGGAAGAGCAGCGCAUUCUGUGAGCUGAACUUCGCCUCUGAAACUUUUCCAUUUAUUAUAUUUACUCAAUUGACUCAAUAAAGGCAUUUAUUAUUAUUAUUAUUAAAUAAUGGACUUACCCUUAUGUUAAUGAUUGUUGAGGAUUCAAAUGGGUUAUCAGAAGUUGUUGGUGUGUGUUUGAUAGUUAAUGAAGAUUAUGACAGUUUCAAAUGGUUUUUAACUCAAUUUAAAAAACACAAUGAAAUCGCGUCGAGUAAAAUAAAAUGCUUUAUGACAGACAAAGAUUUGUUACAGAGGGAUGUCUUAAAAGAAAUAUUUUGUGGUGUUCCAGUGUAUAUAUGUUUGUUUCACGUUCUAAAAACUUUUAAAAGAACUGUGACAACUUCGAAAUAUGACAUUUCAUCAUCAGAACGUGACACAUGUUUAGAACUUUUAAAUAAGUUAGUUUAUAGUCAUUCAGAAAAUGAAUACGAUGAACUAUACAUUGUGUUCUGUGACACUUGCCCGCCAAGUGUAGUUGAGUAUUUUAACAAGAACUGGCACAACAUUAGAUGCGAAUGGACUUGUUACAGCAUGGUACAUGGUAAUUUAAGAAAUCGUACCAACAAUAGAUUGGAGUCAUUAAAUCAAAAAAUUAAAGACGUUGUGCCACGAAAUAGCUCUUUAUGUUUAUUUCUUAAACAUUUUUUAAAUUGGUUAAGAUCUCAUUGUGAAGAGCGAAAUAGUAAAGUUGCAAAAAUUAUUACACAAUUUGAUGAAGACAGCUGUGAAAAAAAAUAUUUGGAUUUUCUAACACCUUAUGCAUAUGGAUAUGUUCUAAAGCAAAUUAAUCUCAGUAAGAAAGUAGCUAUAACUGAAGAUGAUGAACAAUACAAGGUUAAAGUUAAAGACAUUAUGAUAUCAGUACAUACUGCUACCUGUGAAUGCUCCGACUUCUUAUCAAUGUUUUUACCAUGUAGACAUAUAUUAUCUUUAAGAAACUAUCUGAAAAUGGAUUUAUUUUGUGAAGAAGCUUGUGCGGAAAGAUGGAGAAAACAGUUUUAUCUAAAAAGUCAUAGAGUGUUAAAUGACUCGCAUAUAGAGAAUGUGCCUUCAUAUUCAGUUACAAAUGUGAAAACUGCGAAAAUUCUGAACCCAACCGAGAAACGAAAAAGAGCAAAUUUGAUUGCCAAUGCUAUUGUUAGUAUAGCUUGUCUUUCUUCAAAUUCACAGUUUGAAUAUAAACUUGACUGUUUAAAAAAAAUUGAACUUUUGUGGAGGCAAGGCUAUGAGGUAUAUUGUCUUUUUUUAUAGGCAUGCAUUCUUUUGUGAUCUACAUUGACUUAUUUUAGGUAACGAUUAAUAAAGUAAGCAUCAAUGAAGAUGAAAGUGAGCACUCGGAAUUAUUACUUGACGAAAUUGUGAUGAAUGAAAUCCCAGAAACUUCUACUAUUGGGAGAAAUUUGAAUAUUUCCAUGAUCACGCAAGGUGCAGAAAAUUGUGGUGCUUCUAAUAAUGCCACAGUUACUCAAAAUUCGUAUGUAUAUGAAGAAAGAGUAAGAAUCUGUGAGAUGGAUCAAAGUACUGACAUUUCUGCCUGUGACUCAUUUAAUGUUAAUGAUUUAAAUGAAAUUCCUACAUUAGAGAAUGAACAUACUGUUGCCAGUGCCAGUGCCGGAACUGAUUACAGUGAAGCUGUUUUUACGGAAACUCAAGUUGAUGAUUUGUCUACUAUCAUUAUGCCCAGUAAGAUUAAAAAACGAGGUAGGACUAAAGGGUCAGAACAAACUGUUAUUGGCUUGAAAAAAAGAAGGACCAUUAAGAUUCCAACAAAAUUUACGUUGAAAUCAGAAACCAUGCAAAAAACUCAAAUUCUCAGAGAAAUAGUUUCAAAUGACGAUGCCAUAAAACAAUGCUUAGAAGGAGAAUAUAAAAUUAAAAACAUCGACUUGAAAGAUUUUAAAUGUUUGAGACAUGUCAUUUUCGAUCCAUCAUUUAAUUUGGAUUUAGUUAAGGAUUUGUUUGAACUAGGGGCUUUUGAAAAUUUAAUAGACUUUAUUGAACACAACAAGGAAAAUCAUGAAUGGUGUUGUGCCACUUGCAACAAUGCAAUUGCCCAACUAAAAAGCAUAUGUUGCGAUAGCUGCUUGAUGUGGUACCAUUUUCGAUGUGUAGGAUUAGCAAAGACCCCAAUCAGAAGAACAUGGUUCUGUCGGGAAUGUUACUGA
This is a messenger RNA of Photinus pyralis (common eastern firefly), 2284 nucleotides long. RefSeq lists its product as uncharacterized. The record is from RefSeq and is a predicted model, not a curated record. The transcript is spliced from 4 exons. Bases 1481 to 2284 code for a protein of 267 amino acids. Lineage: Eukaryota; Metazoa; Arthropoda; Insecta; Coleoptera; Lampyridae.